Messenger RNA from Macroventuria anomochaeta, 900 nucleotides. RefSeq lists its product as uncharacterized. Bases 1 to 900 code for a protein of 299 amino acids. NCBI's taxonomy places the organism in Eukaryota, Fungi, Ascomycota, Dothideomycetes, Pleosporales, Didymellaceae. The record is from RefSeq and is a predicted model, not a curated record. The transcript has 2 exons.
AUGUUAAUGCUGACAGAGCAGCUGCGAACAGUGCGGCAAGAGCCUUUGUUCAACGAAGCCGUACUGGAGGUAAUCGAGGCGCAGAAAGGAAUUGAGGAAGACGUAAGCGAAGAGGAUGAUAGCCAAGAGGACGGCGAUGAAGGGGCAGACAAAUCGGAUGCUGUGCAAGUUGUUCAGGUUGGUCAGGCCGGCGAAGAAGACGCUAGCAGCGCGGGGGCUGCUGAUGAAGAUAGUCGUCUUUUCUACAGAUACGAGGUCAUGAGCGACGCUCUGGGUGAUUGCCGUGAAAAGGAUUCUAUAUCAGUUUUCGUUGAAAAAUGGCCAGUUGUGCCGAAGAAACACGCACCAGACGAAGAGCAGGAGGUCGACCAAUCGCAACGUCAGCCCGAGGACGAAGGCAAGGUUGAGACUGGAGAUGAACAGGAUAAUGUGAAUAUGAAGAGAAAGUUGGCGAUGACUAUCCACAUGACGAAGCAAGCUGUCAACAAGAAAGCCAAGGUGCUAAUUCGCGUUAUCCAAGAGACCGAAGAUGGGAACGGUGUCGUGUCAUUGGACGAAGAACGCGAAGACAAACGAGGAUACUAUUACGGUCUUUUGGCACUGAGUCAAUCACUUGGAGCCAACGGUCCUGAUCAUGCCAUCGAAUUGACCUGCGUCACCGUAGAAAUGAUGCAGCUCCGAGAAGAAGAUUGGAAUCCUUACUCGAGCGAAGAUCAUGAGUUCGAUUUCGAACUUGAAGUCAACGAUGACGACUAUCAUCCAAGACAAAAGACCGCGGAUGAAAUUGCGAAGAAGGCUGCCAGAAAGAGGCUUGACGGCUCCAUACUCGCUAGCAUUCGACCAAGAAGAGAAGGAUAUAAUAGUCAGCGCGUCCAACGUACCGUAGUACGGCCCAAAUAA